Messenger RNA from Ceratotherium simum simum (southern white rhinoceros), 948 nucleotides. Its product is annotated as olfactory receptor 10Q1-like. Gene Ontology annotation, biological process: G protein-coupled receptor signaling pathway. Gene Ontology annotation, molecular function: G protein-coupled receptor activity; olfactory receptor activity. NCBI's taxonomy places the organism in Eukaryota, Metazoa, Chordata, Mammalia, Perissodactyla, Rhinocerotidae. The record is from RefSeq and is a predicted model, not a curated record. Gene Ontology annotation, cellular component: membrane.
AUGUUUGCUGGGAGCCCUGCCCUCAACCAAUCCGGCCCCACUGAGUUUGUGUUCCAUGUGUUCACAGCUGUGCCUGAAUUCCAGGUCCUCCUCUUCCUCCUCUUCCUCCUCCUCUACUUGAUGAUGCUUUGCAGCAACACCGCCACCACCUGGGUGGUGUGCACACACAGCUUCCUCCGCACCCCAAUGUACUUCUUCCUCUCCAAUCGGUCUUUCCUGGAAGUUUGCUACACCUCAGUUGUGGUGCCAUUGAUGCUUUCUAACAUUUUGGGGGCCCAGAAGCCCAUUCCGUUGCCUGGUUGUGGAGCCCAAAUGUUCUUUUUUGUCACUAUUAGCAGCACGGACUGUUUCCUCUUGGCGGUCAUGGCGUAUGAUCGCUACGUGGCCAUCUGCCACCCACUGCACUACACCCUCGUCAUGACCCAGAAGCUGUGCGUCCAGAUGCUGGCCAGAACCCUGGGCCUGGCCCUCUUCCUCUCCCUGCAGUUCACCUCCUUAAUCCUCACCCUGCCCUUCUGCGGGCACCACCGCGAAAUCAACCACUUCCUCUGUGAUGUGCCUCCAGUCUUGCGGUUGGCCUGUGCUGACAUCCGCGUGCACCAGGCCGUCCUCUAUGUCAUGGGCAUCCUGGUGCUGACUGUCCCCUUUCUGCUUAUCUGUGUCUCCUAUGUGUUCAUCAGGCGCAUCCGUUCUGCUGAGGGCCGCCGCCGGGCUCUGUACACCGGCUCCUCCCACCUCACCGUGGUCUUGCUGAAGUAUGGCUAUUGCAGCCUGGUCUACCCGCGUCCCCGGUCCAGCACCUCAGAGGAUGAGGACCGCCAAAUCGCUCUGGUCUACACCUUUGUCAUCCCCUUACUUAACCCCCUGAUCUCUACUCUGGGCAACAAGGAUGUCAAAGCUGCUCUGAGGAAUGCUAUCAUUCAUAAAGCAGCAUCUGACACCAGUUGA